AUGACAACCCAGGCUCCUAUCACCGAUGCCGAGUAUAUCACAGACGUCCUCAAUAUACCUAGCAGGUCAAGCCCGGAAGAUGACAUCGAAUCAAUUACUUCAUGUCAGAGUCAACCUGAUCUUAGUACCAGGAGAGCGACCUUCGCAAAGUCCAAGUCCGUAUUUCUCAAUCGACUGACUCGUGAUUUGGAUUUGCUUAUAUACUGUGAGCUAUCGGCCCUCUAUUAUAUGGACUGCUCUAUCAUACACUUCGCCGUACGAGCCAUAGUCCAGUUCCUAUUCCUAACCCCUAAAGCAGCCAAUUUUCCUGAGCCACCGAAGAAUCAACCUUACAUUGGAGCAAUUAUCUUGAGUAACUUAGUCUGUAUCUUCCUCCACGUUGUUUCAUCAAAUCCGUCUGCAGGAGAAGCAUCCAGAGGGUACCUUCACGGUGGGCUGUUCAUUGAUUUCAUCGGUCAAAAAGGCCCCAUUUCAAAAAUUCAGCUGCUUACUAUGGACCUAUUGGUUUUAUGCCUUCAAAUCCUGAUGGUUGGAGCACUCCUGGAGAAAGAAAAGGCCUCUGGAUUGAACCCAUCUCAGCGAACUGUCGGGAGUGCGGCGUCUUCAGCAGUGCAAGAGCAGGACCAUGAUUCCGAGGAACAAGGACUGCUGAGAUCAUCCCAGAAUUUGUCCAGCCAGGAGGCCGAUAUUGGGAUCCAGCAAGGAGAGGGUCUCGAGACUUCGAAUCUGGGCGGUGCCAGAGGCGUUUACACAGUCAGUGGUAUGCAUCCGCGCGACUAUUUCCAUUCGGGGGAAGCCUUGGUUAUGAGCCUGGAUGUCAGCCGUACACUCCAACAGCAGUGGCAUAGCCGUACCUCAGCGCUUGUGUCCCCCUCUGCCUCAUUAAGUAACAAUAGAGUCCCCGCAAGCACAUUCAUUAGACGCCAACUGGGCAUUCAAACGGAAGCUGCCGGGUCUUAA
This is a messenger RNA of Microsporum canis CBS 113480, 960 nucleotides long. RefSeq lists its product as hypothetical. Lineage: Eukaryota; Fungi; Ascomycota; Eurotiomycetes; Onygenales; Arthrodermataceae. Bases 1 to 960 code for a protein of 319 amino acids. Gene Ontology annotation, cellular component: Dsc E3 ubiquitin ligase complex. Gene Ontology annotation, biological process: protein processing; SREBP signaling pathway. The record is from RefSeq and is a predicted model, not a curated record. The transcript has 2 exons.